UAUCGUUCAGUCUGCCUCUAGAAGUCGAUCGUGAAUCGUGGCCAGUCAGUUCCGCUCGCUACCAAAAAAACAAAAAGCCGAUACCCUCAAUACUCCCCCAACCCCCUCAACAUAAAAAAAAAAAAAACAUCAAAAAUAUAUACAAGUGUUUUUUUUCUAGUUUAAGUUUAAGACGCGCGCGCUCUUUGAGUUAAUUGCAAUUGUUGUUGGUCCAAGACACCCGCAUUAAAACCACACACACACACACACCUCACACACACCCCAGACAAUAUGAAGUACUUCAACAUCUGCCUGCUCUUCAUCGUCUGCGUACUGUGCUACGGCCUGGUUUCUGCCCAGGAUGAAGGUGGUCCGGCUGUAUCGCCGGCCAAAAGGAUCGCCGCCCUACGCCGUCCUGUUGGCAAGGCAGCCAAGGUGACCACUACGACGACACCGGCGCCAGCACAUGUAGAUGCCGGCGGUGAGGGUGAGGAAUACGACGAGGAGGUCGGCGAACACGGUGAUCAUGGCGAAGAGGGCGAUGAGGCGGCCUUUGCUAGCUCGACAACCACCACCACCACUGAGGCGCCCAAGAAGGUCGGUCCGGUUAUCCGGCCAUUCCGUUCCAACGAUGAUUUCCUCAACUCUCUAAAGCGUCGUCAGGCGAACGCCAAGAAACACCGCGCCGAGAAGCCACCAAGUCCCAGCAAGCCAGCCAAGAAGAGCGAGGAUUCUAACUCCGGCGAGCAGGAGGAGCCGGCAUCCGCGCCAGCACCCGCCCCAGCAUCCAGUCCAGCCAAGGGCUACAAGGGCAAUUCAGCAUUGAGCCGUCGCAAGCUUUCGAAACCCGUUAAGGCGGCGCCCGUGGAGGCGUUGGAUGAUGCUGCCGCCGAGGAAUCGGAGCAACAGCAGAAGGAGGAGACAAAGCCGAAGCGCCCCAUUGGUGCUCGUCUGGCCCUGCGAAAGCGCAACUAGGCGGUAUUGGGUAUUCAAAAGUCCAGUGCCCCCAUACUUCAUGCCACAAAUCCCUAUCCCUAACUCCAAUCCCAAUCCAUCGAAUCAUAUGGCUAGCUAUGUGGCAGCCCGAUCUGCCCCUUAGUUCUUAGUUCGCAAUUGAUUUUUUGUGUAUGUAAUAUAUUUGUAAUUUUAUGUUGUAAACAAAAACACGCACACACACACCACACAAACACACACACACAUAUACACAUUCACACAAGACUCACUCAAUCACGCCCACGACCACGACGCACACUAUCUAGAGACCAGACCUCCCCACCAUCCUCCAUGUCCGUGUUAAAUACUAAUAUAUAUUUCGCGAAUAUAUUGACGGAUAUUUACACGGGCACAAAUUAUGUAUUCUUCACAACCAUCAAUCAAACAAUCAAUCAACCAGUAAUAAAAACAACAAAAUCUAAAA
Drosophila eugracilis is the source of this 1396-nucleotide messenger RNA. RefSeq names its product dihydrolipoyllysine-residue acetyltransferase component of pyruvate dehydrogenase complex. The coding region runs from base 271 to 954 and encodes 227 amino acids. Lineage: Eukaryota; Metazoa; Arthropoda; Insecta; Diptera; Drosophilidae. The transcript has 3 exons. The record is from RefSeq and is a predicted model, not a curated record.